Molecule: messenger RNA, 881 nt
Organism: Rubroshorea leprosula
Lineage: Eukaryota; Viridiplantae; Streptophyta; Magnoliopsida; Malvales; Dipterocarpaceae
Source: the annotation of a GenBank genome assembly
UUCUUCUUAAAAAGCCCAAAAAGAUUCAAACAGAUAAUUCAGAUUAUAAAUAAAAACAAUCAAGAGGAAAAAAAAAAUAGUGGAAAGAGAAAGAUAAACCAUUGACUCCAGCGCCAGUUUUGCCCACAAACCAGCCUUCAUUACAGUGCUUCAACCAAAUACCUUUCGAUCCCUUCUCACCUUCAUCAUUAUCAGAAAUGGAGUGCAUGUGCAUGGAAGCUAGAGCAUUGAAAUCGAGAAAACUCAGGGAACAGGGUCUGAAAUCGACCCAACAAGCUCUUCUUGAGGAUUUUUGGUGUUUGAGUGGAGUUAAUGGGGUUCCAAGUGAUGAUUUUUCUGUCGAUUGUUUUCUUGAUUUUUCGGCCGGAGAAUUUGAAGACGGAGGCUCCAUCGAAGAAGAGGAGCAGGAAGAAGAAGAAAAAGACUCCCUUUCUGUUUCAUCUCAAGAUAACAACCCCAAUUCUGCCGGUUUCUCUUUGGAUUCUCUCCUCACCGAUGAACUCUCUGUUCCGGCUGAUGAUGUCGCUGGCCUUGAAUGGGUAUCUCAAUUUGUGGACGAUUCUCCGCUGGAAUUUCCCCCGUUGUGCGCGUCCAGUAAACAGAAGACGAACAGCCAUGCAGAACCAGAACGGAAACCCGUUUCGGUAAAACCGCCGUGCUUUCUUUUACGAGCUCCGGCCAAAGCAAGAACCAAACGGCCCAGAACCAGCAGCCGGUUCUGGUCUGAUUCAUUAUUGUUGCUAUAAACAUGGAUAUGAGUAAUGAACCUUUUCUUUUUAAUGUUUGUGUGUCCGGAGUGUUACAAUAUCAAUAUUUAUGUUAAAAUAUUAUGUUUAUAUUGUAAUUUAUUAUAUAUAUUUAAAUUAAUUAAUUUUAUACUU